This is a messenger RNA of Diabrotica virgifera virgifera (western corn rootworm), 1819 nucleotides long. Its product is annotated as lysophosphatidylcholine acyltransferase. Gene Ontology annotation, molecular function: calcium ion binding. The coding region runs from base 118 to 1641 and encodes 507 amino acids. Lineage: Eukaryota; Metazoa; Arthropoda; Insecta; Coleoptera; Chrysomelidae. The record is from RefSeq and is a predicted model, not a curated record. The transcript has 11 exons.
UUUCAUUUGAUCCGAGAAUCGCGCGUGGUAGAUUCGGGUUGAUAAUGUACCGAGGAAUAUUUUGAGUUGCGGAGUUUUUCAAGUUUUUGACAGAGACUUAUCAAAGUUUUGUGAAAUAUGAGUACGAAUAUUACAGGAGCCAUCUCUCACGAGGAGUGUCCUACAGAGGAAUUGUUAAAUCCUUUCGUGCAUACGCUGGAACUGAAGACUACCUACGAGAAGAUCAAAACAGCCGUUCUAACUGUGAUUCUGCUUCCCAUAAGAGUGUCAAUAAUAUGCUUCUUCGUAAUGGUCGGAUGGAUCUUCGCUUACAUUGGUCUAUGGGGACUGGCCGAAGAAGAAUUACGACAGAAACCGUUAGACGGUUGGAGAAACGCAAUACGUUUCUUCACCGCCCGAGUGAUGCGCAGCGUCUUCGUUGUCGGCGGGUUUCAUUUGAAAAUCAUCGGAAGGCAGUCGACAAGGGAGAUGGCUCCCGUGGUAGCACUAGCACCGCAUUCUUCCUUCAUUGACAGCAUCGCUAUGGUUUACAUGGGUGGGCCUUCCAUCGUGGCUAAGGGAGAAACUUCAGCUUUGCCUUUCUUUGGUAAAUUAAUAAAUUUUACACAACCAGUCUAUGUAUGGAGGGACGAUCCAAAUUCCCGCCACAACUCAAUAAAGGAGAUUAUCAACCGAGCAACGUCGGAUCUGGAUUGGCCCCAGAUCCUGAUCUUUCCGGAAGGAACUUGCACGAAUCGAUCGUGUCUCAUUACGUUCAAGCCUGGUGCAUUUUACCCUGGUGUACCAAUUCAGCCUGUUUGUAUCAGGUAUCCCAACAAAUUGGACACUGUAACAUGGACAUGGGAGGGACCUAGUGCAUGGAAGCUUCUAUGGUUGACAUUGACUCAACCGUACAGUAAUUGUGAAAUUGAAUUUCUUCCAGUGUACACUCCUAGCGAAGAAGAGAAGAGAGAUCCUAAGUUAUUUGCAAAAAACGUUAGAGCAGUAAUGGCUAAAGCUCUGGGGAUACCCGUUAUUGAUUACUCAUACGACGAUUGUAUAAUGAUGACAAAAGCCAAACAGAUGCAUCUUCCUUACGCUCCAUCUCUGGUAGAAGUUAAUCAACUCCGACAUAGACUUGGAUUGGAAGACACUAAAAAUGAAGAAAAUCUAAUAAAUUCCAAUUCUAUAUGUAAAGACUGUAGUAAAAUUAAUUACACUGACUUUGUGAAGUUACUUAACAUUCCAUCAAAUUCUCCAGCUGCUCAGCAACUAUUCAGAAUAUAUGAUAAGAAAAAUUCUGGCGUGAUAGACUUCAGGGAAUAUUUACUAGGAGUCCUAGGGAUAGUCAAAGACAAAAAAGCUUUAGAUGUGUUACACAUAGCUUGUAAGAUAUAUGAUAAAAGUGGACACGGUCGACUAACUUGUGAGGACUUCUGUAAAGCAGCUUGUCAGACAAUAGCAUUAAGUAAAGACUAUGCUAUGGAAGUAUUUGAACAGGUGGAUAGAAAUCAACUUGGUUAUAUUACGUAUGAAAGUUUUAUCAGUUAUGCUCAGAAAAAAGCAGAAUUUGCAAAUUUCUUCAGUCUCAGUUCCGAGGAGAAGAAAAAGCAGCGGAAUGGAGAAAUUUGUCCCAACUACAACAACAAAAAAGCUGACUGAUCCGAGAUAUUAAUCCAUAUGUAAUGUGUAAAACAAAGCAAGUCAUGACAAGUUAUCUUGGUCAGUAUUAGAGUAAACGCGACCUGACAUUUUUAAUGAGAAUUGAUAACAAGACAUAUUAUUUUGUCUGUAACCGUUUGUACAAUCAAAGUAUAUAAAUACAUUUACUUUAAAUAAU